CACAACACCCUGCUCAGCGCUGCCUGGUGCAGACGAGGUCGUUGUUAUUAUCAUCGCUGUUGUCGACGCUCGAAAAGAACUCAUCGCUGGUGUUGUUAAAAUCCACGAUUAGUCGCAAUAAGACUUGGCCAGGUAUAAAGAAAAUAAAAGUAACAUGGAGGUCAUUGAGUCAAUUGUUACAGAGGCCAUUGAGGUGGAGGACUCAACCACUACGGUUACGACUUUGGAGACGGAAAAGUCAAAAGCAGAGUUUGUCUGGACACUCCAAGCCACAUGGCACCUCGUCCACGUUCGCUUGGACAUGGACGCAGAGUUUGACCAGCCCGUGUGCAAAAAGAAGAAGCUGUGGGAGACUGUGGCUGAGAGGGUGACCGCCAAACUAAGAGCCGACGAAGGCACUGAUGUUUCAGUCAAAGCCUUUGAAUGCGACCUGAAGUGGAGAAACAUGCUAGCGACGUACCGCAAGAAUGCAGAGCGAGCAAAAAGACUAGGAACCAACAGCGUCCACUGGGAGUUCUUCAAGGAGAUGCAUGAAGUUCUGGGAAGGAGCUACGAGGAGGUUGAGGCUCAGCGCAAAGCAAAAAUCAGUGCCACUAAAUUGGGAAAAGCAAUAGCCAGUAAACGAUUUACCCCAAUACUGCCCACACCUACAGCCUCAGCUCCGCAGUUGCCCAACGCCAGGCCUCCACAGGAUCUGCUUCAGCUUUACCUGGAGCUGCAGGAGCGCAAACUGAACAUGUGGGCUCAGCAGAAAGCUCUGGAAGAGAGGAAGAUCGAAGCCAUCAAUAAUCUGGCGCGUGCAAUUACUUGUCUUUCCCAGAACAAUAACUUGCAAAAGUUUGAGUCGGAAGCUUCCCAAUUAUAAUACCUGCCACCAUCUUUUCAGAUUAGAAAAAUGAAAAGGAUCUUUAUAUUUAGAGAACUGAAUGAAUUGUUUCCUCUAUUAUUCACUUGCAAAAAUUGCUGUGGAGUUUAAAUUGUAGCAUUCAUGUAAAAUGAGUAAAGGACAAGUGGAAUAUUGUAUUUUUGUUUUUU
This is a messenger RNA of Danio aesculapii, 1035 nucleotides long. RefSeq lists its product as uncharacterized. The record is from RefSeq and is a predicted model, not a curated record. Lineage: Eukaryota; Metazoa; Chordata; Actinopteri; Cypriniformes; Danionidae. Bases 155 to 865 code for a protein of 236 amino acids. The transcript has 2 exons.